Messenger RNA from Solanum lycopersicum (tomato), 2017 nucleotides. It is a transcript of the gene INT4, whose product is annotated as inositiol transporter 4. NCBI's taxonomy places the organism in Eukaryota, Viridiplantae, Streptophyta, Magnoliopsida, Solanales, Solanaceae. Gene Ontology annotation, molecular function: myo-inositol:proton symporter activity. The record is from RefSeq and is marked provisional. Gene Ontology annotation, cellular component: membrane. Gene Ontology annotation, biological process: myo-inositol transport; transmembrane transport.
AUCAUCAAAAAGUAGAUAAAAAGCUGUGGACUCUCUUUCAGAAAAAAAAAAUAAAAAAUUGACAACUAAACUUAAGAGUAGAUUUGUGUUGUGAAUUCUUUUUGAGACAGUAUGGAGGGUGCUCCUCACAAAGCUGCGAAGACGGAGUUUACAGAAUGUUGGAGGACUUCAUGGAAAACGCCUUACAUUAUGCGUCUCGCCUUUUCUGCUGGUAUAGGAGGGCUGCUGUUUGGUUAUGAUACUGGUGUGAUAUCUGGUGCAUUGCUUUAUAUUCGCGAUGAUUUCAAAUCUGUUGGUAAGCGUACUUGGUUGCAAGAAACCAUAGUAAGCAUGGCUGUUGCAGGGGCAAUUUUCGGGGCAGCAUUUGGUGGAUGGUUCAAUGACAAAUAUGGUCGGAGAAAAUCGAUUCUUUUAGCAGAUAUCUUGUUCUUUAUUGGUGCCAUCGUCAUGGCAGUUGCCCCGGCACCUUGGGUGAUAAUUAUUGGAAGAGUACUCGUCGGUUUAGGAGUUGGAAUGGCUUCUAUGACUUCACCUCUUUAUAUAUCAGAAGCUUCCCCUGCUCGGAUUAGAGGAGCUUUAGUUAGCACGAAUGGUCUGCUUAUUACGGGAGGACAGUUUCUAUCUUAUCUUAUCAACUUAGCAUUUACAAGGACCAAAGGAACUUGGCGAUGGAUGCUUGGUGUAGCUAGUAUUCCUGCUCUUGUUCAGUUUAUCCUAAUGCUGUCUCUGCCCGAGUCACCCCGAUGGUUGUAUAGAGCGGACAAGAAAGACGAAGCUAGGGCUAUAUUAGAGAAGAUUUAUCCUGCUCAUGAAGUCGAAGACGAGAUGAAAGCAUUGCAGACUUCCAUUGAAGUAGAGAAGGCUGACAAAGAGUUCCUUGGGGAUGGUGUGUUUUCAAAAGUCAAGAGUGCUUGGAGCAACACUAUUGUUCGUCGGGGUCUCUAUGCUGGUAUUACAGUCCAGGUGGCACAACAAUUUGUCGGAAUCAACACGGUCAUGUACUACAGUCCUACUAUUGUGCAACUGGCUGGAUUUGCUUCUAACAAGACAGCUUUAGCUCUCUCGCUCAUAACGUCUGGUCUCAAUGCUGUUGGCUCCAUUAUCAGUAUGUGUUUUGUCGACAGGUACGGAAGAAGAAGGUUGAUGAUUGUCUCCAUGUUUGGUAUCAUAACAUGCCUAGUGGUAUUGUCCGUGCUCUUCAUGCAAGCUUCUAUACACUCCCCACGAAUCAGUGCUUUCGAAUCCAAUCACUUUGGAUCAAAUUCCACAUGCUCGGCGUUUCUAAAUGCUCCGGGAGCGUCGUCCUGGAACUGUAUGAGUUGCUUGCAGGCUUCCACAGAUUGUGCUUUCUGCUCUAAUGGAAACAACAAAUAUCAUACUGGUGCAUGCUUGUCUCUAAAUGACAACGUUAAAGGUUUAUGUCGAUCAGAGAAACGUGAAUGGUUCACUAAAGGUUGUCCUAGCAAGUUUGGGUUCUUUGCAGUGAUGCUUCUUGGUUUGUACAUCAUAGCCUACUCUCCUGGGAUGGGAACAGCUCCGUGGAUCGUUAACUCUGAGAUAUACCCCUUAAGAUACAGAGGCAUUGGUGGUGGGAUCGCGGCCGUCUCCAAUUGGGUAUCCAAUCUUAUCGUUAGUGAGACGUUCUUAACGUUAACGGAGGCAAUUGGUUCAUCUGGUACAUUUCUUCUAUUUGCUGGAUUCUCAACUAUUGGUUUAAUAGCCAUAUACUUUCUGGUGCCUGAAACUAAAGGCCUACCCUUUGAGCAAGUUGAAAAAAUGCUUGUGAAAGGCUAUAAACCCAAAUAUUUUCGCAAGAAAACAGGCGAAAAAGCCGAUACGAGCUAAGUUUAGUUUAGUCCAUAAUCUUAAUUAGUGUGUGAUUUGUGUCUGAUUAUGGUGAAAACCCUCUGAUUAUUUAGUUGAUGUUUUAUAUAGUAUAAUAUAAGAUGAUCAGAGAGUAUAAAUAUUUUGGUUUCUCAAUUGGAGAUUUUAUAUAUGGCAUACUAUUGCAUUUUUA